AUGUUCACAAAUAUUUUUUUUAAAUCUGCAAAAUAUCUUUCUUUCUUUCUUUCUUUCUCUACUUCUUUUCUUUCUAUUUCUAUUCUAUUUUCUCUUUUUUUUUUCUUUUCUAACUCAUUUUCUUUCAUUUUCUCUCAACCAUUCUUUCUUCUUUCUUCUUAUUUCUCCAUCUCUUUCUCUCACUCUUUCCCGAUUUAUUUUUUUUCUCUUUCUCUUUCUGUUUCGUUCUUUCUUUCUAUAAAGAUUCUACUUCUUUUCGAACGUUCUAUUUUCUUUCUUUCUUUCUUUCUUUCUUUCUUUAUUUCUUUCUUUCUUUCUUUCUUUUCCUCUCAUUGUUGCUAUUCUCCAUGUGUUUUUUUUUAUUUUAUUCUCCUAUUUUCCAAAUGCGUUUAUUCUUUCCUUCAUUCUUUCUUUCUUUCUUUCUUUCGUUCGUUCGAACAUAUUUUUUUUACUUUUAUUUCUCUAUUUUCAAAAUGCAUUUCUUCUUUCUUUCUUCUUUCUUUCUUUCUUUCUCUUUUUCUUCCCAUUCUUUCUUUAUUCUUCUUAUUAUUUCCUUCUUUCUUUCUAUUAUCUUUUUCUUUCUUUCUUUCUUUCUUUCUUUUUUUAGUUUGUUCUUUCUUUAAUGCAUUAUUCUUUUUCUUGUCAAACUUCCUUUUUCCUCUUUCUUUGUAUUCCUUUUCUCUUCUUAUUUCUAUUUCAGUUUAUCUCCAUCUCUUUCUCUCACUCUUUCCCGAUUUAUCUUUUUUCUUUCUUUUUCUGUUUCUUGUUCUUCUCUCUUUUUCUUUCUUUCUUUCUUUCUUUCUUUCUUUCUUUCUUUCUUUCUUCCUUUUUCUUUCUUUCUUUUAUUUGAUUCGUCGUUAUUAUUCCCUUGUCUGUCUUUCUUUCUUUUCCUCGCUACUCUCAAUAUCUUAA
Molecule: messenger RNA, 912 nt
Organism: Acanthosepion pharaonis
Lineage: Eukaryota; Metazoa; Mollusca; Cephalopoda; Sepiida; Sepiidae
Source: the annotation of a GenBank genome assembly